Messenger RNA from Ananas comosus (pineapple), 1554 nucleotides. RefSeq names its product (-)-alpha-terpineol synthase-like. Lineage: Eukaryota; Viridiplantae; Streptophyta; Magnoliopsida; Poales; Bromeliaceae. The coding region runs from base 1 to 1554 and encodes 517 amino acids. The record is from RefSeq and is a predicted model, not a curated record. The transcript has 7 exons. Gene Ontology annotation, biological process: diterpenoid biosynthetic process. Gene Ontology annotation, molecular function: magnesium ion binding; terpene synthase activity.
AUGGCCCUCCACAUUGCAUCACCGUCACCCGCACCAUCCAUCAUGCGCCUCACCACAGAUCAACGGCUCCGGUGGGAGCUCCUGACCGUCCGAUCUCCGACCGAUGGCUUGUUUCCUCAGUGCAAGAAUGUGCGGGUGCAUGCGGUCCUGCGUCGGUCGGCGGAUUACAAACCGAGCAUAUGGGGCAACAAUUAUAUACAGUCGUUGCCGUGCGUCGAGGCUAUAGAGAGGGACACAAAGAGAUUGGACGAGUUGAAGGAGGAAGUGGGGCUCAUGAUAGAUGAGGAAACAAUGGUUGUUGAUGAUAAGCUUGAGCUCAUUGAUGCAAUACAACAACUCGGGAUUGGUUAUCACUUUGAGAAGGAGAUAAAGCAUGCACUGGACUCUAUGUUUAGCAAAUUAGAUGACUUACGCAUGGAGACGAAGGAUAAUGCCUACAUAAUUGCACUCUUAUUCAGGCUUCUUAGAGGACAUGGAUUUAUAGUUUCACAAGAUAUUUUUGAUCAGUUUAAAGAUGAGAAGGGCAGCUUCAAAUCCAACUUGAGCAAUCAAAUUAAAAGUUUGUUGAGUUUGUACGAGGCUUCUUAUCUGGCAGUGGAAGGAGAAGAUACGCUGAAUGAGGCUCGCGACUUUACAAUUCGACACCUCAAUAAUUUCUUAUUAGAUUCAUUAGAUGAUAACUGUAAGUUAAGAGAUUACGUGGCUCGUGCAUUGGAGCAACCACUACACUGGCGCAUGGAGAGAUUGCACACGAGAUGCUUCAUCGAUGAAUAUGAGAAAGAAGAGGAGAUGAGACCUCAUCUUCUCGAGUUCGCGAAGUUGGACUUCAAUGCGGUUCAAAACACGUACAAGAGAGAGCUCAAGGAAGUGUCAAGAUGGUGGUUCAAUCUGGGGUUAUGGGAGAAACUUCCCUUCAGCAGAGAUAGAUUGAUGGAAAACUAUCUAUUCACUGUCGGGUGGGCUUUUGAGCCGAAGCUUUCGACCUUAAGGCUAGCACAUACAAAGGCUAACUCUUUCGUAACAGCAAUCGAUGAUGUCUACGAUGUUUACGGCUCCCUCGGCGAGCUCCAGCUUUUCACAGAAGCAGUUGACAGAUGGAAUGCACUUGAUAUUGAGCAAUUACCGGAGUACAUGAGAAUAUGUUUCUUAGCACUCUUCAAUGCAACAAAUGAUAUAGCUUAUGAGGUUAUGAAAGAGAAAGGUUUCAAUAUUCUUCCGUACCUAAAGAGCGCGUGGACGGAUCUAUGCAAAGCAUAUUUGGUGGAAGCAAAAUGGUACGACAAGAGCUACAUACCAACACUGGAGGAGAACUUGCAAAAUGGAUGGUUAUCCAUGUCCGGCCAUGUUGUUCUAUCUUAUACUUAUUGUCUUGCUCCAAAUCUCACUCAACAAGAUCUAGAUCUCUUCCAGGAUUAUCCGGAAAGCGUGCGGUGGUCAUCGAUGAUUGCCAGACUUUGCAACGAUCUCGGUACAUCCAAAAUUAAUUGUCUCUCUGAGACUACUGGUAGUCAUUUCGAGCUAAACAUUGAGUCCGUUGGCACGUCUCUAAGAUAG